CAACCAGCCGUUAAUUCGUUGACUCAAGAUCGACUGGGGAGAAUAACCAGCCGACAUCCGAGCCGUAGGCAAGGAAAGCCAAUCAAAGUGCCAUGGUGGCAGAAAAGAAAAGAAUGGAAGGUCCACAAGAGUCGAGGGGAAUUUCAAAACAAAAGUGGUUGGAUGAGAGGAAGAAGAAGAUCAAGAAACUUCUAGAUGCAAACAGGUUGGAUAUGAAAGAAGCAUAUAUGUUAGAUACGCAGCAGAUGGCAGAAACAAAGUACAAAAAACGGAAGAAGGAACCUGCUCCAGCUGGUUGGGAAGUGUUUAAUCAGAAAACCUUGUAUGAUGCGCACAAGAAAAGGACAAAGAAGAUUGAAGUUGAUCUUGAUGAAUACAACAGAAUGAAGGAAGCAGUUCCUGAAUUUUACAGAGAAGCUUCAAGUCUGGAAUAUGGAAAGGCGCCUAAAGUUUCAGAGGAUAAGAUUGAAAGGAUGGUGAAGGAGCUCAGGGACAAAGAUGAGAAGAGGAAAGCGUUUAGUAGGAGAAGAAGAUUUCAUGAAGAGAAGGACAUCGACUCUAUUAAUGACCGUAACGAGCAUUUCAAUAGGAAGAUUGAACGCGCGUUUGGUAAAUACACGCUCGAGAUCAAGAACAAUCUCGAGAGGAACUGCUUUGCUUGAUUGAUUCCAAGUUGUUUGCGUUUCUUUCAUACUUUUCAUGUGUAACAAUAGUUGAAUGCUCGUCGUGUGCCCUUUCGUUAGUGGAUUGUAAGCAGAUAUUAUAAGUUUUAAGCAAUGAUAGCAA
Helianthus annuus (common sunflower) is the source of this 786-nucleotide messenger RNA. RefSeq names its product pre-mRNA-splicing factor syf2. The transcript has a single exon. The record is from RefSeq and is a predicted model, not a curated record. Gene Ontology annotation, cellular component: catalytic step 2 spliceosome; post-mRNA release spliceosomal complex; Prp19 complex. NCBI's taxonomy places the organism in Eukaryota, Viridiplantae, Streptophyta, Magnoliopsida, Asterales, Asteraceae. The coding region runs from base 93 to 662 and encodes 189 amino acids.